AUGGCAGAUCCAUUCGGGAUCAUUGGAGUCAUCGGCGUUGCAGGUCAAAUCAUCAAAGCGGGGGUUGAGCUAGGAAUUGAUUGGAAAGAAGCGCCGAGCGAUGUACGAAGCUUUUUGGGAGAGCUGGAGACGCUGAAAACAGUCCUUUCUGAGACCCACACCAACAUCAUCUUGAAUCCGGAGUUCAAAGACGCUUUCGAAGGGCGGCAGUCUACAGUACUUUCGUACCUUGCGGACGGAAACUCAUCCUCUGAUCACAGCACCCCGGGACUCAUCUCUGUUUGCCGGAUUGAGCUCGAAGAUCUCUUUACUAAGCUGCAGAAGCAGAGCGAAGGGCACCGUCUUGGCUGGGAUAGACUGAAGGGGGCUUUCAGGAGCGAACGAACCCACGCCGCUGUUGACGACCUUCAACGAAGAUGUCGGUUACUCAAUAGCAUGACAGCCAUUGAUAACGCUACGUUGACAGCAACAACUUUGGCGCAAGUCAAAGACGCAAGGAAUGAGAUGCGGCAGCAGCUCCAAGACGAAAACAAAGCCAUGAUUCUAGAUUGGCUGACGCCAAUGGAUUUCGCAGCACAACAAAGCGACAACAUUGAAAUAAGAUAUGCUGGCACCGGACAGUGGCUCCUUGACUGCCCCGAAUUCCAGACGUGGAUCCAAACUGAGAACAGCACUCUGUUUUGCCCCGGCUUGCCAGGCGCUGGCAAAACGAUCAUUGCGUCGGUCGUUGUUGAGUACUUGCACAAGCGGUUUUCCACUGAUCCAACAAUUGGAGUGGCGUUCAUUCCAAGUAUCACUCAGCGAUUUCGAGACGACCAAAGGCUCGAAAUUAGAGCUUCGGAUGGAGAUGUAGCUGAUUACUUGAACGGAAAUAUGGGACAGUUACCCACUUUUGUGAAGAGGAACACAGAUCUUCAAACACAGAUCAGAUCGAAGAUUGUGACGAGUGUGGACGGCAUGUUUCUUCUUGCAAAGCUACAUCUUCAGUCAUUGACUGGCAAAAGAUCACCAAAAGCUGUCAAAGCCGCUUUGGAAACACUCGCCACUGGCUCCAGCUCUUAUGAUACUGCUUACGAUGAAGCCUUCGAAAGAAUUGAAGGUCAACUAGAAGACCAAUCAGCACUUGCCAAGGAUGCAUUAUCGUGGAUUGUUUGCUCGAAAAGGCUGCUUCAGAUCGUUGAGUUACAAGAAGCUCUUGCAGUGGAGCAAGGUAUGACCGAGCUCGACGCGGAGAACCGGCCUGAAAUCGAAGAUGUCAUCUUGGCCUGCGCUGGGUUGCUCACAAUCGAUGAAUAUAGUCGUGUAGUGCGGCUUGUGCAUUACACUACCCAGGAGUACUUCCAGCGGAACAAAACAAACCGACUUCCUGGAGCAGAAGCUCUGGUAGCAGCUGCUUGUGUAUCAUAUCUCAGCUUCGAUGUUCUCGAUGCGGGUCAGUGCAAAUAUCGGAAUGAACUAAGAGAUCGCAUCCAGGAUCAUCCGAUUUACCACUACGCUUCAGUGAAUUGGGGAUACCACGUUCGGGAAUCACAUCACGUCCAGGAAGAGGUCAUGUGUUUUUUGGAGGACCAGGAAAGACUGGGCGCCUCAGCACAGGUGCUUUUUGGCCCAAAUCCCCGGUAUUUUUAUGAAGCCAGUCGUGUGACUAAUAAUGUCGCGCGGUGUCCAAUCAUCGAAACGUCUGGCUUACACGUUGCUGCUCACUUUGGACUUAGGGAGGUCUUCAGUCUUGUCUCGAACGGAAAUCGCUCGGAACAAACACAUUCUCUACAGGGAUCAUCAACCCGCACUUGUCACUGGAGGAAGCUCGAGAUCAAUGCACAGAACCCUGAGGGCGAGACCCCUCUUUUUGUGGCAGUAUCAAAGAACUUUGUAGAUCUGACAAGAGAUCUUCUGGAAUCUCAUGGCGCAGAGGUAUCCAAGUACACUCAUGGGCAAACCCUUUUGUCCGUUGCUGUCCAAAUGGGACACUACGACAUAGUCCGAUAUUUUGUCUGUUGCCAAUUAGGUCAAUUUGAUAUCAACGAGCCGGACAUGCAUGGAUCCACUCCAUUGCUUUAUGCAAUCGUCAAAAAUAACCAGGACAUCAUAAGCCUCUUACUCGACGUUGAUGGAGUUGCAUACAACCAAAGAGGCCCGGGCGGGAAAACACCCUUGUUAUUGGCCGUAGACUUGGGACAAGACUUCACUGUCAAGAAUCUUCUCGAAAGAGACGAAGUGGAGGUAGACUCGAAGGACAACGAAGGCCGAACCCCGCUAUCACAUGCGGCCAGCAACGGAGAUUUGAGUAUACUUGGUCGUCUUCUCGAAACAGACAAAGUGGAAGCCGACUCGAGAGAUGAUGCUGGCAGAAGUCCGUUAUCAUACGCAGCCGGAAAGGGCGAUUUGGAAAUAGUCAGAUGUCUUCUUCGAACAGGAAAGGUCGAUGCAGAUUCCCGAGACAGAGACGGCCGGACACCACUAUUUUAUGCAGCCAUGGCUUCCAACAAAGAGGCCGUUCGCUACUUUCUUGAAACCAAGAGAGUCGACGUAAACAAAUUGGACGUCUUUCACCAAUCGAUCUUGCUAGGAAUGUGGCCUUCCUACGGGCUCUGGGAAGGUCCGCAGUUUCGGACUGCGGAAACACAUGCAGCGUUGAUGGACACGACUGAACUGCUGAUCGAAAUUGGAGGGGCUGAUCCAAAUGUGCGCGACAAUCGAGGGCGAACACUGCUGUGGAAGGCUCUUUUCCAUGGCCAUGUGGAACUGGCAGAAUACCUCGUAAAUACCGGUAGAAUUGAUGGAUCGUCGAAUUUGAAGGACAUUGCCGGCCGGACUCCGAUGGAUGCUUUCGCCAACGAACUAGACAAUGAAGGGCUUGCAAUGAAGUCCGCUCUCGUGGAAAUUUGUGAUGGGCUGGAAAGAUCGAGAGUGAAGAGCAACGACUGA
Molecule: messenger RNA, 2928 nt
Organism: Colletotrichum paranaense
Lineage: Eukaryota; Fungi; Ascomycota; Sordariomycetes; Glomerellales; Glomerellaceae
Product: ankyrin repeat protein
Exons: 3
Coding region: 1-2928 (975 amino acids)
Biological process (GO): protein localization to ciliary inversin compartment
Cellular component (GO): ciliary inversin compartment
Molecular function (GO): protein binding
Source: RefSeq, a predicted model, not a curated record